UAUCUGGGGAGAAAGCAUGAGAGUCACUUAAAUGACUCACCGGAAGCUACAGUGGCCAGUUUUGGCCCUUCUCAAUCUCUGUUCACUUGAAAAGCCUCGCCAACUAAUCCAAUAACACAUUUUUAUCGUAUUGUCAGCCUGAAAAACCUAAACCCACCAAGCAAAAAGGUCAAGAAACACAAUGGAUGACGACAGUGUAGGCUUAGUGUUAGCCAGGGCCGCAGAGCUUAGAUUAAAGAUCAGUAAUUGCGUUCACAAAGCAACAACCGGGAAACAUCAAGAAGGUGAUGUUGUUGUUAAUGGAGUUAAGAAAAACCCUGAUGACAAAGUGUCUGAAGAGGAAGAGGAUUAUGAUGAAGAAGCAGAGAAGCUCUUGAAUAUUCAACUUGCGUUUGAAUCUUUGGAGGCCCAGCUUGGUAAUUUGCAGAACCUACAACUUCAGCAACAUUAUGACAGGGAAGUUGCAAUCAGUGAAAUUGAAUUUAGCCGCAAGAUGUUGCUAGAGAAGCUCAAGGAGUACAAAGGGGAGGACUUGGAAGUGAUACAUGAAACAUCUGCUUUCGCUGGUGAAACUGUAGAGCAUGGCAAUGAUCUCAUCCUUCCUCCAUAUCCUAGUCGUGUUCCUCAGUCAUUGAUCUCAGACAAUGGUUAUCUUCCACAAUCUAAUUACAAACAUAAGUCCCUAUCCAACGGAGUGAUCACUGGUGAGCUAACUAGUGGUGCAAAGAAGAAUCUAAAUGAAUAUGAGAGAAGCCGAAUGAAAAAUAGUUCCACAAGGAAGGGAUUGGGACACUUUUUCAGUUCAUUUGCCAAGAUGGUGAUUCCCCUUGCUGGUUUGGUAUAUGUAUUAAGCAUGUCUGGUUUUGUGCAAAAUAUUGGAAAAAAAGGCAUCCCUGUGAAGCAUUUGGGCAUCUUUCAACAGCCAUCAAAUGAAGAGAAGAAAUCAGUUGUUCAAUGUCCACCUGGGAAAGUCUUUGUGGUUGAGAAUGGUGAAGCUAGAUGCAUUGUGAAAGAAAGGAUUGAAAUCCCGUUUGAUUCAGUUGCUGCAACGCCAGAUAUAAACUAUGGGAGUGCGGAUAAGUCCGAAACUAUGGCGGCUAACGUCACAAAAUUCAACAGCCUUUGUGGUGGUACUGACGUUUCUGGAGCUAUUCAGUGGUUCAUGAACACUAACACUGUAGCUUCAGAAACUACCACCAUGCUCCUCUCAAUGGUAACAAAACUUGUCUUGUUAGAGACCAUUAAGGAAGCAGUGCCAGAUAUUUGGUCACCAUUGAUGAAGAAUGCGAGGGAAGAAGCCUAUGAUCAAUUGUCAUCACCAAUGGCCACGAAAGGCAGAGGCUUUACUGAAGAGCAAGAAGCUCUAGUUGUCAAGUCGUGGAAUGUAAUGAAGAAGAAUGCUGGAGAAUUGGGUCUUAAAUUCUUCUUGAAGAUAUUUGAGAUUGCACCAUCAGCCCAGAAGUUGUUCUCAUUCUUGAAAGACUCAACUGUCCCCCUAGAGAAGAACCAGAAGCUCAAGUCUCAUGCCAUGUCUGUUUUUGUUAUGACGUGUGAAUCAGCAGUGCAACUGAGGAAAGCUGGAAAAGUAACAGUGAGAGAGUCAACUCUAGAGAAAUUAGGAGCUACCCAUUUCAAAUAUGGGGUGGCUGAUGAACAUUUUGAGGUCACUAAAUAUGCACUAUCGGAAACCAUAAAGGAAGCAGUUCCAGAAAUGUGGUCACCAGAAAUGAAGAGUGCCUGGGCUGAAGCUUAUGAUCAAUUGGUUGCUGCUAUAAAAGCUGAAAUGAAGCCUUCCUCUUAGACUUAGCUGAAAAAUAGAAGAAACAAGUACGGUUGAACAAUAUAUGCGCUUGUGGAUUUCGUAUUGUGUAUCUUUCUGUGUUGGUUGACUAUAAUAAACUGUUUAGAUUAUUGUCUCA
Messenger RNA from Mangifera indica (mango), 1919 nucleotides. Its product is annotated as plastid division protein PDV2-like. The coding region runs from base 182 to 1801 and encodes 539 amino acids. Lineage: Eukaryota; Viridiplantae; Streptophyta; Magnoliopsida; Sapindales; Anacardiaceae. Gene Ontology annotation, molecular function: oxygen binding; heme binding. The transcript has 9 exons. The record is from RefSeq and is a predicted model, not a curated record.